Molecule: messenger RNA, 336 nt
Organism: Enterospora canceri
Lineage: Eukaryota; Fungi; Microsporidia; Enterocytozoonidae
Source: the annotation of a GenBank genome assembly
AUGAAUCAGGCACUGAACUACAGUCCAGGAAGUCAUAAACUGGUUUUAUGGCGAAAUGGAUCAAAUGUAACCACAAACAAGUGGGAUGUGAUAAAACGAGGUGAGAAGGUACAGCUGGUCUCGUUGAAGGGAACGUGUGCAGCACUGGAUGGUACGGCAUUUAAGGGCGUUAAGUGCGAUCCAGAUGACAGAAAUCAACUGUUUACAGUUCACAAGAAGGGAGAGGAAAAGAAGGUGACACCAACAGGAAGUGGAUUGACGUACGGAAAGUGCUCAAAUCACAAGAAAAGCAACGAGACGUUUCCACAGGCUGAAACAUGGGGUAGUACAGAAUAA